AUGGGACAAACACUGAGUGAGCCAGUUACCAAAAAAGAGUCGGCGUCGUGCGCCAACGAAAACUAUCUAGUUGGUAGCAGCUGUAUGCAAGGAUGGAGAGUUGAUAUGGAAGAUGCCCAUACCCAUCUUCUCUCACUCCCAGACGAUCCGAAAUGCGCAUUCUUCGCUGUUUACGACGGACAUGGUGGAUCCAAAGUGUCACAAUACUCCGGAAUCAAUCUUCACAAAAAAGUGGUCGCUAGAAAAGAGUUCUCCGAGGGAAAUUUGAAAGAGGCUAUCGAGAGAGGAUUCUUGGAUUUGGAUCAACAGAUGAGAGUGGAUGAAGAGACAAAGGACGAUGUCAGUGGAACGACAGCAGUUGUUGUGUUGAUAAAGGAGGGAGAUGUUUAUUGUGGUAACGCCGGUGAUUCUCGUGCCGUUUCAUCAGUUCUCGGAGAAGCUCGUCCACUAUCCUUCGACCAUAAACCAUCUCAUGAGAUCGAGGCUCGGCGUAUUAUUGCUGCCGGUGGAUGGGUCGAGUUCAACCGCGUCAAUGGAAACUUGGCUCUCUCCAGAGCUCUCGGUGAUUUCACAUUCAAGAAUUGUGACACAAAGCCAGCUGAGGAGCAGAUCGUUACUGCUUUCCCUGAUGUCAUCACUGACAAAUUAACCCCGGAUCAUGAAUUCAUUGUUCUGGCAUGCGAUGGUAUUUGGGAUGUAAUGACAAACCAAGAAGUUGUCGAUUUCGUCCGCGAGAAGCUCUCGGAGAAGAGAGAUCCACAAUCGAUCUGUGAGGAACUUCUCACACGGUGCUUGGCUCCAGAUUGUCAGAUGGGCGGUCUCGGAUGUGACAACAUGACAGUUGUCAUCGUCGGACUUCUUCACGGGCAAUCUCCAGACACUCUCUUCUCGAAGUGUGCACGCCCAGCCGUGUUCACGGGCGUUAGUAACGAGGAUGGAGGUCAGAUUCAACAAGAUAUUUCGCGUGUGAUAAACAACUUUGACGGAGAGCAACGGGUAGUGAGACAAGAGGAAGAGGAUGAUGAUAACGAACCAGCACCAGCCAAUUUCCGAGUCUAA
Molecule: messenger RNA, 1059 nt
Organism: Caenorhabditis briggsae
Lineage: Eukaryota; Metazoa; Nematoda; Chromadorea; Rhabditida; Rhabditidae
Exons: 8
Coding region: 1-1059 (352 amino acids)
Biological process (GO): protein dephosphorylation
Molecular function (GO): protein serine/threonine phosphatase activity; cation binding
Source: RefSeq, a predicted model, not a curated record